Messenger RNA from Exophiala mesophila, 2282 nucleotides. RefSeq lists its product as uncharacterized. The transcript is spliced from 3 exons. Gene Ontology annotation, molecular function: phosphoprotein phosphatase activity. NCBI's taxonomy places the organism in Eukaryota, Fungi, Ascomycota, Eurotiomycetes, Chaetothyriales, Herpotrichiellaceae. The record is from RefSeq and is a predicted model, not a curated record. The coding region runs from base 210 to 1865 and encodes 551 amino acids.
ACAUCAUCUCUACUCCUUUCUUUGUGAAAAUACUUCAUAGGCACGAGGGAUUCUGUACGAAGCAGUCUCCAAACCAUUCGUGUCCCACCACUCUAGUCAAAAUUGACUGUUUUCGCACCGCAAGAAAAUGGCAGUGCCUCGCUCCUAUUCGAGCUCGUCUUCACGAUUCUGCCUGCCGAUCUCUCAAUAUCUCAGGAUUCAACGGCACCAUGGCGGCUAGAGCAUCCCGACCGUCUCGCAAUGCUACCUCGAAGCGGCCGAUGAACGAGCAUGAGCCUUCUGGUUCGCACCGAGCGACACACGACAACCCCAGCCUCACCAGCCAUCAUGGCCAAACAGUCGCAAAUCCCAUCCGACAAGUCGACCCUAAGAGAUCAUACAAAGAGGAGAAAGACUAUCUUCACACUGCCUCUUCAUAUUCCCUGGCGCAACAAUCGCAUCCUGGUCCUCAUAUUCCAGUCCAAAGUAACAUGUACCCUCAGGCCUACAAUCCUCUGCCAUUGCCUCAUCAAGCUCCCCAACAACCCGUGAGGUCAGUUUACACCUGCGGUGGGUAUCCCAGCUAUCGCAUUGACAAGAGCUACAGGCUUCCUACAAACCCAGCCAACACCUCUAGAUACAAUUUCCGGAAUCUACUACCAAGUCAAAUUGCCUCGUUUGGCGCCAUGACUCCCGAUAUACCUUUACCAUCCAUUGAGGGCCGGAUUGUCAAUCCUCUCCACACACAUCGAUCCCUUCCACAUCACGCUAGUGGUCAUCGUGGCUACAGUCGAUCUCCAGCUCCGCCACCUCCACCAGAGCCUACCAAGAAGUACCUGCAACAGGCAGCAAAGAAUCCGACAACGAGUUCCACUCCGAAGAAACUCUUGGUCAUUCUCGAUCUCAAUGGCACUCUGCUGGUAAGACCAAAUCGCAAGGCCGAUCCCAAAUCGUUCGUUUUGAGACCUGGUGUUGCCCGCCUGCUCCACUAUCUCUUCGAAAAUCAUGUCGUUAUGGUCUACUCUUCGGCUCGACCAGAGAAUGUGCAAGGAAUCGUAAGCAAGCUUUUCUCGUCCCAGCAGCUUGCCCGUAUCGUUGCAGUUUGGGCUAGGGACAAAUUGGACCUCACCCCCCACCAAUACAACAAUAAAGUUCAAGUCUACAAGAAGCUCGACAAGAUAUGGUCUGAUAAAUCUAUCCAAAUGCGCGCCAAACGUGAUCACCCAUGGAAUAGUACCAACACCGUUCUAGUCGAUGACAGUCAUCUCAAAGCACUCGCACAGCCCCACAACCUUGUUCAACUCACCGAAUUCGAGAACAAUGCCCCUCGUGAAGGUGGCCAGGCGCUUCGAAAUUGGCAAGUGGAACAGGAACGAAUUAUGGAGUCUCUGGAGCUGAGGCUCGAGCAGUUGAAAUGGCAGGUUGAUGUUUCAAGACUGAUCAGGCGAUGGCAAAACGGCCAAGUACCUGCUCCUGGUGUUGUCGAUGAAACUGUAGAUCAGAAAACCCGGCAGGCGAUCCAAGUCCCCGAGCUUGCGGGAAGCCCUACACCGAGCGUGGGUCAACCCCGAGAGACCGACAGUGACAAUACUGAGUGUCAAAACCAUUAUCCCACUCCCCCAAGUCAGGACGUGGGCAAACCUACCGAGCGAUCAGUCAACAAGACAACCGCCACCAAUCAAGACAUCACCGCCGGUUUGGAAGGCGCUACUAUUAGUGACCCUGCUCUCCAGCGCAGUGAAUCCCCAAUCGGCGAGGAGGUGUUCCAAGAGCUCCUGGGCAAUCCCAAGAACAAAUCGAAGAAAGCCCGAUCCAAACGCAUGAGGCGUGCCAAGAAGGGGAAAACUGCCACUAUACCCUCAACACCUCAGAGCAUGGAGAGAUGAGAUACGAUUUGAGCGUGUAAUGAGGCUUCAGACCACAGGCUCAGGCCAGCCGGGUGUCUCUGACCAAGACGGCACCAGCGAGGCGUUUGGGCGUCUCUUCAAGUCUCAUCGCUUCUAUUAAGUCCUGGUAUGAUAAGCAGGAGAAUGUGAUUACAUCAAGACAUGGCACGCAGGGCAAUGGAGAUCCUGAGUAUAGCUUGUGCUAAUAGUAAGUUUUGACUUCUGAGGAUAAGGGUGCGACGAGGCAACACACAAGGGACAAUCUACUUGAUCGAGACAAUUGCGCCAGUUAUCUGGUGGAAUUGAAAGCAUUCUAACGCCUUCUCGGUGAUAUUGGAUGUCAAGCGGCGCUGAGAUCGAUUGCUUUGGGUGCUUCUGUAGCUAAAUAUGCAGCUUGUCGCAUUCACAUCUAUAGGA